CUUGGCCUCUUUAAUCGAUUUGGCCAUUGCUGAACCGUAGGUCAGACACACGUGAAUUAAGCAUCGCUUCUGCCUCGACCCUCUAUUUGGCCCACCUUAUUACCAGUUUAUUGUAGUGUGCGCGUCUGACGCAUCGACGCACCUCGUUUAACCACGGCGGGCUCACCUCCACGAAGAAAGAUGUUGAUGCACGGCAGAGUACCCACGCUGAUCCUGGCGGGUCUGCUUAUUUCGCUGGCGACUGGUACGUCAGCCCAACCAAGCAUCUACUCCGCAUUAAACUCAACCGCAAACGCAACAUUCUUCUACUCAAGCCUGAGCGAUGCAAACCUGGCAACAGUGUUCAGCAAUACUAGCCUGAACUUGACGCUGCUGGUGCCUUCCGAUGCGGCCUUCGGAGCGCUCGAGACUCAGCUGAACAUCUCGGGUGAUCUGUUCUUCCUGCCGAAUCUGGCCCCCAAGGCGGCACCUAUCCUGCUAUAUCACUUCGUCACCCCAUCGACCCCAAGCGGGAGCAUACCCCCCAAUAUCAGCUCGUUUAAUCUCGCCUUCGGCUCAUCGACGUUGAAGGUAAACAGCAGUGUGGUAGGUAAUUCAACCGUCAACUCAACGGUCAUCCGCAUCUCAAGUAUCGGAUCGGACGUCAACAUAACACGAACGGACAUCUCUGCUGGCAACUCCACCAUUCACAUACUCGACGGCGUAUUGCUGCCCUUCUACAUCAGCAUUGGCUCGGGUCUUAGCCGCAACAAAGACUUGUCAGCGAUAAACAGCCUCACGAACAAGCUCGGGAACAACACCGCCUUCCUGAAUGUGUUGAACAACCUUAAUACCGAGUACACUGUGCUGGCGCCUGUCAACUCAGGAUUGCCCUUGAGCUUGGUGAAGAAUGGAUCCGUGGUGACGGUCGUCUCACCCACUGGGAACGCCACCAUCCUGUCAUCCUUCAACGUGGGCCUGACGGGCAGCGGCUCCUACCGCUCCGCCAUCCACCUCAUCAGUCAGAUUCUCCUGCCGCCAACGUUGACGACUGUACGGGAGGCGCUGUCGCUUCGUAACGACACCAAGACCUUCAUUUCCGUGUUCACCAGCAGCGGAAGCUCCUACGCAUCGUGGCUGGAUAGCACGUCCCUCAGCCGCAGCACGUUGCUCGUCCCAACCGAUACAGCCUUCGCCACCCUCCUCGCGCAGUACCCAGGCUACACUCUGCAGAACCUGAUCGCGGGAAGCACAGGGGUGUCUCAACUUCUGGAUCUGCUUGUGAUCAGGUCCUCGACCAUCAGCUUGGCAGGUCUGGCCAACGGUAUCACCAACAUUACCGUCAACAAUGGUGCCGUACUGCUACGAGCUAACAAGAGCUCCUCGACGGGCGCAGUCAAGUUCCUCAGCCUCGCCAACUCCGCCAACUCGGUGGGCUCCGACUACUAUAUCGGACGCGUGGAGAGCGGGGUGACUGUCAUCAUCAUUGAUACCGUACUGCUUCCCCAACCAUUUAACAUGGGCGCUGACGGCGCAUCCUCGCUGGCCGCCCCAUCGCCCUUCGCGAUGGCCUUCUGCAGCGUCAUCGCCGCAGCGCUCUUGCAUGCCUUUGGGAGGCAGUGGUAG
Molecule: messenger RNA, 1605 nt
Organism: Volvox carteri f. nagariensis
Lineage: Eukaryota; Viridiplantae; Chlorophyta; Chlorophyceae; Chlamydomonadales; Volvocaceae
Exons: 10
Coding region: 181-1605 (474 amino acids)
Source: RefSeq, a predicted model, not a curated record